Euleptes europaea (tarantolino) is the source of this 1636-nucleotide messenger RNA. RefSeq names its product receptor-interacting serine/threonine-protein kinase 2-like. The transcript is spliced from 12 exons. Gene Ontology annotation, molecular function: JUN kinase kinase kinase activity; ATP binding. Gene Ontology annotation, biological process: regulation of apoptotic process; protein phosphorylation. The record is from RefSeq and is a predicted model, not a curated record. Bases 1 to 1620 code for a protein of 539 amino acids. Lineage: Eukaryota; Metazoa; Chordata; Lepidosauria; Squamata; Sphaerodactylidae.
AUGAACAACAAGAUGUCCAUCGUUUCCCCAGAAGAUCUGGAGAGUAUUGCCCUGACUAGGGCGGGGUUUGGCUUCAUUCUCAAAGCUUUCCAUGGACCUCGGAAUGCUGAUGUUGUCUUGAAGCUGUUGACUUGCAAGAACGCAACAGACAGAGACUUGAAGGCGCUGCUUGAAGACGUAGCUGGCAUCCAGCGUGUUCAUUGUGAAAGGCUCAUGCCUUCUAUUGGCAUCUACCAGUUCCAAGGACUCCUUGGGGUUGUUACUGAAUGGAUGCACAACGGAUCGCUCCAUUCCCUCAUCCAUGAGCAUGAACUCUAUCCGGAUUUGCCUCUUCCUCUGUGUGUAAGGAUCCUGACAGAUGUGGCAGAAGGCCUCCGCCAUCUACACGGUUUGGAGCCUCCCAUCCUUCACCACAGCCUGAAACCUUCCAAUGUCCUCCUAGAUCUUGAGUACAGAGCUAAGAUAUCAGAUUAUGGCCUUCCCACCUGGAGAAGGCAACAGUUAAGAUCGGUCCUACAGAACUGCAACAACAGAAGUUGUUGGGAUUUGCUUUACCUGGCCCCUGAAAUACUCCAGGGGGGCGGCUUCUCACAAGAAGGUGAUAUUUACAGUUUUGGAAUGAUGUGUUGGGAAACCCUAAGCAGACAGAAGCCACUGGAAGGCAAGAAGACCCUGCUUGAAGCGGUGACUGGUGUCUGCAGCAGAGUGCGCCCUGGGGUUGAACCGGCGUUUAUUCCCAGUGACCUGCCCCAUCGAAACAAGCUGCUGCAGCUGGUCGCUGUGUGUUGGCACCAAGAACCCAGUUACAGGCCGUGCGCCGCAGAUUGCGAAGCGCUGCUACAAGAUGUUCUCGGUAUGUUUGGCAAGGAGAUGCUUUCUGACGCCAUCUACAGCCUGAUUCACGCCAAGGACUGCGCAACAAACGCUGCCAAAAGCCCAGCUUCUCCUGGCCUUGAAAUUGAUUUGCGCAACUUGGAGGUAACCAGUCCCCAGGACAAGAACAGGCCAACCAGAAAGAUUACUCUAGAAACACAGAGCUUGCCAGGUUUCCACCCUGAAAGCAACGCACACAGGCAAGAAAAAGAAGCUGAGCAGACACUGUUUGCCAAUGCCACCCCUCCUAAUACAAGUUUGGAAAAAGGUCCUCCAGCAUGUGGCAGCAAAGGAUUGAGCUCUCGCCAUUCCUUAUCCACUGUACUUACACCGGAUCCAAGCGAAGAAGUCUCAGUUCCCUUGCGCAGGAAGUCCGAGGGUUGGCAGCCCCCGCCUGUGCAUGGAACUGAUCGCAGCCCUUCCCACAGUAACCUUCCCUCCACCUGGCCUGGACGCCCAUUUACAGAUCCAUGCUAUAGAGGAAGCUGCUGCACCAUCCUGGCCUGCAGGCGAGAAACCAUCUUGAGCUUUAUGACAGAAGGGCGCCUGAACCACAUCUUGGACGUCCUGCGUGCCCAGCAGAUUUUAUCCAGAACAGACUACGAAACCAUCACUUCGUUCUCUACCGUGACCAGCCGGGCACGUGCUUUGCUGGACACCUGCCUUAGCCUUGGGGAGAAAGCUGCCCAGACCGUCGUGGGCAUUCUGUCUGCCAGCAAGUGUAGCCCUUUGGCAAGAACGCAGUGAAUCGGAUGGCUUUUAG